Messenger RNA from Hippoglossus stenolepis (Pacific halibut), 4134 nucleotides. RefSeq names its product ribonucleoprotein, PTB-binding 1 (gene raver1). Gene Ontology annotation, cellular component: cytosol. NCBI's taxonomy places the organism in Eukaryota, Metazoa, Chordata, Actinopteri, Pleuronectiformes, Pleuronectidae. The record is from RefSeq and is a predicted model, not a curated record. The transcript has 15 exons. Bases 67 to 2325 code for a protein of 752 amino acids. Gene Ontology annotation, molecular function: mRNA binding.
UAUUGUUUAAACUGCUCAAAUCACACGGAGUUUCCAGACCGGACCAAACUUCCAUCGACACGAGUGAUGGCUGCCGCUGUGUCUGUUAGCGCAGCUGCCCAGGACGAGAGCACGGACGCGGGACCCAGUUUCGCCCCUCGUCCGCUCCACGACAACCACGACCAUGCUGCGGAUCACGAGAGCUGGAUGACCGGAGGCCGUCGGCGUUCCGAAGCGGAGGCCGGCGAGGAGGACCCGCCGCCGGGACGCGAGUGUCAGCGGAGGGUCGACGAGGACCUGACGUCCCUGAGCCCCGAGGAGGUCGAGAGCCGCUUGGAGAGAACUCGCCGGGAGUUUUACAACCGGAGAAAAAUCAUCAUAAAGAAUCUCCCCUCCGACGUCAGCAACCAGGAGGUCCACGAGCUGUUGUGCAACUACGACCUGAAGUACUGCUUUGUGGACAAAUACAAGGGCACAGCGUUUGUUACCCUGCUCAAUGGAGAACAGGCACAGUGUGCCAUCAUAGAGUUCCACCAGCAUGUGCUCAGGGACCGGGAGAUAUCUGUGCAGCUGCAGCCGACAGACGCGCUGCUGUGCAUCGCCAACUUGCCCCGUGCCUUCACCCAGCAGCAGUUUGAGGAGUUGGUGCGGCCCUUCGGUAACCUGGAGCGCUGCUUCCUGGUGUACAGCGCCUCCACCGGGCAUUCCAAGAGUUACGGCUUUGUGGAGUACAUGAAGAAGGACUCGGCCGCCAGGGCCAAGUCAGAGCUGUUGGGAAAGCAGCUGGGCUCCCGCAUGCUCUACGUCCACUGGACCGAGGUGGGCUCCCUCACCUACCCGCUGCUGCACUCCAAGUGUCUGUGCGUCGACCGCCUUCCCCCGAACCUGCUGACAGCCCAAGACCUACGCAACGCCCUGGCUGACACACAUGCGCCAGUCUUCUGCCAGUUGGCUCAGGGACAAGAUGGAAGUUUCCGCCGGUUUGCAGUUUUGGAGUUUGCCACUGCAGAGAUGGCAGAAGAGGCACAGCGACUCUCUGAUGUCAGGCUGCUCGGUGGGACACACAUCAGGGUGUCCUUCUGUGCCCCUGGCCCUCCUGGAAGAAGCAUGUUGGCUGCUCUAAUUGCUGCCCAAACCAUGGCUGUGAACAGGGGUAAAGGUCUCCUCCCUGAUCCCACAGCCAUGCAGAUACUCACAGGCCUUAAUAACCCUGCCACCCUCAAGAUGCUGCUCAACCCUCUGUCACAUGGGCACAAACAAGGCCUCCUUGGGGCAGCCCCCACGAUGCCACUGCUGGCCAACCCCGCCCUCUCCGCUGCCCUGCUCCAGCUGCUACUUCAGAACCAGGCCAAGGCACAGCAGCAAGCCUUUCUGGGAAAUCAUCUUCUUUGGGCUCAGGUGCUGCACAAUAAAGAAAACCCCCUAGUGCCUUGUGCAGGACUCAUCGGGGAGAAUCCUCUGGCUGCUCUGCCCGUCCAGCAGGGAGUCCAUCUGCUCGGAGACCUGCCCCAAGGUCUUGGUCUUCAGGCGGAUCCUCUGGCCCCCCAUAAGCCAAUGCCACUUGGCAGAGCCCUCACGAUGGAGCAGGAGUCUCCCACAGCAGCAUGUACCUUCCCCCAGACUUCCUCUCCCACCCUGCAGGGCAUCUCUAUGCCCAUGAUGGGUGGCAUGAUGGGGGCAGAUGGCCUCACAGCACAAGGGAUAUCCAUACUAGGAGAUCCUCCCAAAGAAAUGACGCAUCCCCAGAGUGCCUUCCUCGGUGUCAACAAUGGAUUUCCAUCAGGAGGAAGCUGCAGACCUCAUCCUUACAGGAAGAGGCCAACACUUAGCAAUGUGUCCAACCAGCCCGCACACCAGAGCAUACAGCCGAAUUACAGCCUGCGCUACCAGGACUCCUACAGCCCUGAAUACCCUCCUUUACACCAGGAUCCUCUGGCCCACUUGUAUGAGCAGCAGGAGAACCUCGAUACUGGAGCCUUGGCAGGAUUUGGACAGCAGGCCUCUGGUCACCCCGAAUACACCGAGCGAUUUUCCCACUACGGUUACCCUCCCAACCCACCCCUGUCCUCGUACUACAGCUCAGGGCCCGAGGCCUCCAGUAACGGGAGCCUGCCCACCACUCAGCUCAACAGGGCUGUGGGAAUGCCUCCUGUGAGUCACACUUCUAACUAUCCCCCAGGCCUGGACCAUGCUGUGAAGACUCCCAUUGGUAGCCACAAGCGUUUGUUCUCCCGGCUGAUCCCGUCUCCAGAGCCGAGCCCAGAGGGUGGCUACGUGGGCCAGCACUCCCAAGGCCUCGGUGGCCAUUAUGCAGACUCCUACCUAAAGCGGAAGCGUAUAUUUUAAACACAGUUGAAUACUUCAUGCUUUACGGGUAGCCAUUCAAAAGCUAUAGGACACAAUGGCAUUUCCUCCAAUUAACUUUGCAGUCUUUGGAUUUGUCUUAUGUGUACUCUUCUGAGUGACCCCUGGAGGGCGCUGAAGAGUGCGGCCUGUUGCUAUCUGGACACUCGUGUCUCUCCAUGAGAAUUCUUGGUUGGUUUCUUUUUUUGUGUAUAUAUGAUUUUAGUGUGUUGGUAAAUUAAGUUUUUACUUUUCUUUUUUUAAUUUGACUUUUAAUUUUCUGUUGAACAACUUGUACAGUGAGAAAAAAUGGUUAAUUAGCUAUUGAAGUCUUUUCUCUUCAGCAUUUUUUUUUAUUCCUGUGUUGCGUGUGGUUUAUGAGCAGAGCUACAGCUAGUUGGGCCAGUAUAAAUUUUGUAAUGUUUAAUAGCGCUAAAGUGAAGCUGUCCACACCAUCGUGCAAAGGGACGCCCAUUGAAUCAGCUUUACUUCCGAGGCUCUUUAAGUAGCCUUCCUGUUUCCAUGUAAAAAGUUCAGUAGUUUGUUUAAUGAGAUGGUGUAUUUGUGUUGUGGUGUUUGUUUUGUUUUCUCCCUUUUUGUUCCUUCCACAGGUUUAUUUUACCAUAUGACUCUUCUGGAAUCAGGCCUUUCUUCAUCAGUUAACAUUCAGCUUUCCAUCCAGCUGCUGACAGCUGCAUGUACCUGCCUGUGUUUUAUUGAGGUGAAGCGUUUUACCAUUGUAGCAUAUUUUCCCUGGAGCCUUAACUUUUUCCACGUUGUUCGUCUUUUUGAUCCACACCCUCCAAACUUGUUUAUGGAGUCUGUUCUCUACACUGGUUGUUCCGUGGUGCACUCGGAGGGCUCAGGUCGCAACGCUAAUCUGUUCUCACCUGUAGAGGAUGCUGUUUUCUAAGUCUCCGGGAGUUGAAUAUUUUCUGUGUUUUUACGUGAGUUGUUUGCUAAGUUAAAUUUUGAAUGUCUUUUGAAAGUCCACACACUUUAAUAUAAUUUUUUUUUUUGUGGUUGAGUUGGGUGGGGCAGUGAACAUCUGCUGUGUGCCAUCUCUCAAGCUGCCAGCUCAUAGUGAACACAGGCACCUCAGCGAGUCUCCUGACUCAGAUGAAUUAUUUUCUAGACGAUGACAGCUGGAAUGAUGGACGCAGCCGAUGUUCAAGUAUUCCCAGUAAUGGUGCGAGUCGAGUCUGUCUGAGGAUAUACUAAUGGAAGCUACUGGCAGGUGAUGGGUCAGUGACAUGACUGUCCUUGUUUUUCUUUAUUAUUAUUAUUUUUUUGUGAAUAACUAUCUGGUUGACAGUUUGAUUGUGAAAACCCAUUACCUCUGACUUCUGCUGGCAAAUGCAGCGACACUUGAGCCUUAACAGUGUUUUCUCUGUGAUCUCAUCCUGCCCUGUGUUGGCUUCCAUCUACAUUUACCAUUUCUGUGUUAUUUGCCGUGUAAAUAGUUGAAGCUUGAUCAUUUCCCCUUCGCCCCCAAAAGUUUCAAACUUUAGUUUUCUUGAAUCUUACCUGCCUCUGGUCUGGUGUUCUGAAUGAAUUUGCUGCUUUGUUUUCUUUUUUUUGUUUGCCUGUAUGUUUUGAAAGCUGAUGUGACCAAGAGUGGCGCCAUAGCAGACUGCUCAUGUUGUGUAUGGACCAAGAGAUGCAGCCGUACUGUUUGAUCAUCUUUCAUUUCGAUUGAUUCGAUUCUAACUGCUAUCCUCUCAUCUGUACCGCCAUGGUUGUGUGUGUGUGUGUGUGUGUGUGUGUGUGCGUGUGUGUGAGACAUGAGCAAGUAAAUGUUAUUUAAACUAA